Messenger RNA from Aphanomyces invadans, 1043 nucleotides. RefSeq lists its product as hypothetical. The coding region runs from base 31 to 876 and encodes 281 amino acids. Lineage: Eukaryota; Oomycota; Saprolegniomycetes; Saprolegniales; Verrucalvaceae. The record is from RefSeq and is a predicted model, not a curated record. Gene Ontology annotation, molecular function: hydrolase activity, acting on acid anhydrides, in phosphorus-containing anhydrides. The transcript has 5 exons. Gene Ontology annotation, cellular component: mitochondrion.
UAAUCGCCUUGAGCGAACGACGACAUCGCGAUGAAAUCGGUCCGCGAGGCGGCAAGCGUAGUUGUGUUCAACGAGUUGGAGGAGAUCUUGUUCGUGAAGCGACCCAAGACCGCUAAAGCAUGGGCGAACAUGAUGGUGUUUCCUGGUGGCAAGGUGGACGCCGCCGACAACGAUGCACCGACCGCAUCGCCAUACCCGCAUGUACCCUCACGGUUCUUCAAUGCCGCAAUCCGCGAACUCUUUGAAGAAGUCGAUGUCUCAUUGACAGCCCCACGGCUGUGGACGGCCCUAACACAAGCAGACCGACGACAGUGGCGCCAUCGGAUUGUCGACGACAAGGACGACUUUGGUUCGCUACUACGUCGGGCGAAAUGUGCCGCACAAGUCGACGAACUUUUGCCGUUCAGCCACGUCAUUACUCCAGAAGGAUCACCCCACCGGUUUGACACGUGGUUCUUCCUCGCUCGCAUCACCGGUGCAGACGUGCCACACGUGGAGACGCACAAUUCCGAGCUUGACGGCGAGUGUCUGUGGCUGACGGCGCAGGACGCCCUGGCUGGUUAUUCCAAAGGAUUGUUUGCAUUUGCCACGCCUCAGCUGUAUCUCCUCCAUCAGUUCCGUCAAUUUGAAUCGACCAACAAACUCUGGGCCACCGCCAAGGCCGAUGCCGCCACAGGCAACAUCCCGACUGUCCUGCCCCAGCGCCUCCCACCGUCGGACGACUUCCCUGGAACGUUCACCGUUUUUCCCGGCGAUCCGCUGUACCGCCACAGAGCGCUAUAUCCGAUUCCCCAUCGCAUGCACCUCGAUCUCUCCGACCCUUCGAAGAGCACGUUCGAGAUUCCCCGUAGACCCAACAAUGUCGUCGUGAAUUAGGUCACGGCCCCGUCAUGAUUCCUUGGUGAAAAUGCUUGAACGGUCGAGUUGAGAGCAGCAAAUUCCCCCGGAUGUAGGCUGAGGUACAGCAUGCAUGAGCUACAGUGCCUCUUGUAUGCGUGCCAUCGCUGCAACCAGCUGCUUGACCGCAGCCGCCUGAGCACUCA